Molecule: messenger RNA, 3969 nt
Organism: Botrytis deweyae
Lineage: Eukaryota; Fungi; Ascomycota; Leotiomycetes; Helotiales; Sclerotiniaceae
Exons: 6
Coding region: 1-3969 (1322 amino acids)
Molecular function (GO): 5'-3' DNA helicase activity; nucleic acid binding; zinc ion binding
Source: RefSeq, a predicted model, not a curated record
AUGUCGUAUUCUACCGAGGCGCGCUUCGAUGCCGUCAAUGUACAAGGCCCUGGCGUAAUUGACGAUGAAAUCAGUGAGCCGAUUGAGAUCGAGAAUUCCGUUCACGUCGAGAUUCUUACUAAGAAAGAAGAACUUACCGAACGCGUAGUUGCCGCCGAGAACGAAGAACCCAUCGAAAAAAAGGAAGUAGUUGCCAUUAAGCCCGGGGAGCCUAAAGAGAAGGUCCGAAUCGAUCCAAUUACGCAAAUAUUUACUGAGAUUGUAGUAUGGACUAUGUACAAUGAGAUGGCCGUCGGCGAUCUUGCUCGGUGUAAUCUCAAGGGAUACGACGCGCUAGGCUCUGCGUCACAAACUCUGCAAUUGCGAGUUGGUGAACCAAGCGUUCUCUCAAGCCUCGUGUUCCUCCAAAAUGUCGAUACCUCGAAGAACCCAGGUAGUCCUGGUUUUACACUUCGUACAUCCAUUCCGAUGACGGCAAUCAAAGGAUACAACUUCAGAGUUGCAGACAAGAAAAAUAUGUCUGACGCCAUGGCCAAGGCUUUACCAAAUGACUGGCACUACAAAGGCUACGGCGUCGUCUCAUUCGAGGCUGAAUACGUUCAUCUGAGCGCGUUCGCAGACGAAAUUCCUGUAACUCUGGUUCCCAAUGCUGCAGAAGAGCUCAAGAAUUAUGUGAGACGCGUUCAAUCUGCUACCAACACACCUCUUCAUUACUUCGAGUUCAUUGUCAGAUCCAAGUAUGUUAGGGACAUGCACUUUCUGAAGCGUGUGCAUGCUGCGUGGGAGAGAGACAACGAGUCAAAUCCGUACCACAAAUGGAUCAGAAACAGUCCUCACCAUCAUCAGUUGGGACUUGGAAAUCUGUUUGCUCCUGGUGACCGACCACCUUUCACAAAAGCCGGCUUGGUUUUGUCACAAGAUGAUUUCUGGCAGUCAAAGCUUCAAUACCAAGUGCAUUUGACUUAUGCUCAAACCAUUGAGAAUGCUUUCGAAGUCGCAACUGUGGCUGCUUGGCAGAAUGCAAUCCUCAAUGCAUCUAUCACCGACGUACCCGGCUCUUGCAAUCUCAAAGACAACGAGAAUGAUAAUGACUUGCCGAAGUUGUACUCAUUGACCAUGACAAUUCAAAACAUGGAGGUCGAUAUGCCGAGCAUUGGUGAAUUAUAUAAUAUCACACUUUUAGACUUCAAGCCACCACCAUGUCCUGAUGCCGACGUUGAAGUUGAUGACGAAUCUGGUGAUGAGGACAUCGAUUCGGAAGACGAUUGUGGCGACUACUCUAAGCCUAGGAAAUCCAACAAGGAAAAUCAUGCUGAGAACAAAGAGAAUCGUGAAGAAAUGGCAGAAGAGCAAGCAAGAGUAUGGCGUGGACAAGUUGUCUCAGUUUUCGAUGGGUUGGUUGAGAUUAUCAUCACCAGACCUUCCGAUCCUAGAUGGAAGGGAUCAAAGAGCUUGAAGCCACGAGUCAAUACCGUAAUUCCAACACACAGUCAUCGCUUCGGAUAUGCAUCUCGUUACAAGGAAGAACUCGAAUCUGCAGCCAAGCAUCGAGUAAAGAUGGUACCUCAGCUAUCGUCCAGGGUUUACAAGGACUUAAUCAACGGCAUUCAAGCAUUCUGUACUGUUGAGCACACACCUGAACUUAUCUCCAGCGAAGUUCAUGCACAUUUGUGUGAAGUGUUAGUAACUAGACGACGCAGAACUCCUUUUCAUGGGAAGAAGUUGAAACGAGACAUCUUUGGACCGAAUUACAAAGACUUUCUUACCCACAUGAGUAGUGCUCAAAAAGCCGCUUUUGAUAAGCUUGAGAUCGUGGAUGGAUUGGUCGUUAUCAACGGAUUUAUUGCAUCUGGUAAAACUAUGUCUGCAGUAUGUGUUUCGGUUUGCGCCGUCAAUAACACUAGCUCCCAACGAAAGCAAUGUGUAUUGGCAAUCUCUGAGACAAACAGCGCAGUCGAUUCAUUGGCUCAAGAGUUUUAUCAAUUUAUUUCAAAUCCCAAAGAACCAAGUGAAGGUCGACAACAUUUAAUUAUUCGUUUGCUUCCCCUAGAAGGAGAAAUGAAUACUGUCAAGACACGCUUGAUACCCAAGCAAAAUAAUAUCAACUUCUUGGCAGACGACGCACUGUUUGCUGGAUUUCUUGGUGAAGUCGAAGCAAAUCUUUACGGAUAUGGUCAAACAGUUGAAGCUGCUCGCAUUCAAGGGGAUAAGCGAAAGACAGCGAAGAUAAAGACGUUGAAUUUGACCCUUGAACAAGCCAUGUGGAGAGAGCUCAUCAACAGCGUGAAUGACGGAGAUACAGACUCCAACAAACUUCUGUUACUCUUACGUCGAAUUCAUCAAUCAAAGCUUGAGUUCAAGGAGAAGGCUACCCUGAAAGAUCUGCUUCAACGCUUGUGUUUAUUGACUAUCAGCAAGGCUGAUGUUAUUGUCUGCACUAUCGCAAUGGCUAUCAGACCCGAUAUUGCCAAAAUUCUGGGAAAGCAAGUAACACAUAUCUUGAUGGGUGACGGUGGGAAGACUGGAUCCAGUUACCUCAUUGCAAUCGUAGCAAAAUAUCCGAAACUUGACUUUUUGAUAGUCGAGGGCGACAAAUGUCAACAGACACCAUAUACCAGAACCCACUUGAAUCCUGAAUUCCCCAACCCAUUCUCCCGCGUCCUCAAAGAAUCCGCCUUGGGAAUUGCCAUGCAACUAACUUCACAUGAUGCUUGCUUAGUCCAUCAGAGACGUAUGUGGACCCAAGAUAUUUGUGUCUUCUUAUCUGGGCACUAUUAUGCAGGAAAGCUCAGAGAUGGCAAUGAGAAGAAGAAGAAGCCUGUUGAGUUUAUGCUUUGCCAUGAAUUCAUAAAUGACACUCUGAAGGUCCAAACCAACGGUAAUUUUGUCAUGUUUCACAUGGAGAGUCGAGAUACUAUUCAGAAAGUCGGUACUUCACCCACAAAUCAACACCACCAAAUGACCGCUCUUGAUAUCAUCAAAAAGUUGAUUGUUGCUGUUGAUGCUAACAAAUUGGGAGUUGACAAGAAGCGUUUCAACAUUGAGUACCUGAGUCCAUACAAGGCUCAAGUACAUGAGAUGAACGUUCUUAUCAAGAAACUCGGAGACAAUCGAGUCAACGCAAGCACCUUCAAGACUGUUCAAGGUAUUGGAAGAAAUGUGGUCAUUGUAGACUUCACGGGUUCAAAUCGCUUGACUGAUUUUGCAGAUGACACGAGGGAUACCUUGGUCGCUUUGUCCCGUCACAAGCACGCUCUUUUUGUGAUUUGCAACAGCAAAUCUACAUUUCCUGAUUCUUACGCCGACAAUGCUAGAGAGGCAAUUCAACUCAAGGGUGUCGGACGCAACAUCUGCUCUCUUGCCGAGUUUGCACAAGGAUUGAACGCACUCAUCGAGAUCCCAGCACCAGAAGUUGGAAAUUGUUUCAAAUGCAACGGUGUUGGACACAAGGCAAAUGAAUGUACAGUAAACACCACUUUCGUUUCCAAGUGCCGCAAUUGUAACGGAACUCAUGAUUACGAUCACUGCCCGGGUGAAUCUACUGGUCUAAACAACGUUGUCUGUAGGAGAUGCCAUCAAAUUGGUCACAAGGCAGUCAAGUGCGAAGCCCCUUGGUGUCAGAAGUGCCGUGUUAUCGGACAUGACAAGGAAGGUUGUCCCCAAAAGUUAUGUGUCAAGUGCAAGGCAACUGAUCAUUGGUUCGUAAGGAUCACACGGAGCGAAAAUGUCGUCAAGACAAGACCAAAACCACUUUGUCAAAGCAGACAGGUCAAUGAUACUAUCAAGGUCAGCAUUGAGCUUGAUGCACUCUACCAUGAUGCAGAUCUUGAAGGUAGAGAGGAAGCUGUCGAAUGUGCAGCUGUUGGUGAAGAAAUAGAUGACAGCGAAGCUAACGAUAAUACCCGAGCUAGCGAGGCCAAUGGUAGAGGUUGGAGCAAUGGAGAUGACAAUGGUGGCGAGCAAUCCUGA